Messenger RNA from Cryptomeria japonica (Japanese cedar), 2263 nucleotides. Its product is annotated as MLO-like protein 9. Gene Ontology annotation, biological process: defense response. The record is from RefSeq and is a predicted model, not a curated record. The transcript is spliced from 16 exons. The coding region runs from base 1 to 1683 and encodes 560 amino acids. Gene Ontology annotation, cellular component: membrane. Lineage: Eukaryota; Viridiplantae; Streptophyta; Pinopsida; Cupressales; Cupressaceae.
AUGGCGGGAGGGGGCAAUGCAGACUCUCGGUCCUUAGAACAAACGCCCACCUGGGCUGUGGCCAUUGUUUGCUUCGACUUUGUAAUCAUUUCUAUGCUAAUCGAGCAAGCUAUUCAAUUCCUUUCCAAGUGGCUCAAGAAACGCCGAAAGAAAGCUCUGAGCAAAGCACUGGAAAAGAUCAAAGCAGAAUUGAUGGUUCUGGGAUUUAUCUCGCUGAUGCUCACUGUUGGGCAGAAGCCAGUUUCAGAGAUUUGUGUAUCUAAGAGCUUAGGAGAGACUUUGCUCCCCUGUUCAAAGGAGGAAGCCUUAGCAGACCAUGUUUCUAAUCAGAUUGAAAAGAUUUCAUUAAUUGGACAGCAUCAUCGUAAGCUCCUCCUGUUAUCAGCUUCUGAAACACCAUUAAGGCGUAGCUUGGCCACAGAGGAGACUGUGACUGGUCUCUGUGCUAAAAAAGGGAAGGUCCCUCUGAUAUCACAAGAUGGACUCCACCAACUGCACCUCUUCAUUUUCGUAUUGGCCAUUUCUCAUGUCUUGUCUUGCAUUGUAAUCAUGACACUCGGACGGCCAAAUACUGGAGGCUUCGCUGCACCAGCUAAAACUAAUUCUAAAUCUAAUGUAGAGCUGUAUUGUCAUGGAGUUAUGUUCUUUUGGAGCUGGGAGCUGUUACCUGCACCAGCUAAAACUAAUUCUAAAUCUAAUGUAGAGCUGUAUUAUGGAGUUAUGUUCUUUUGGAGCUGGGAGCUGUUACAUCCUUCAAAGAUCGAAAUUACCCAUGAAACCAUUUUUAAGAGGAUCAUGAGCUUUUGUUCUACAACACCAAUUCUCAAUUGGAUUGUGUGUUUUUUUAGACAAUUUGCCUCAACCAAAGCGGAUUACUUAACAUUGUGCCAUAGCUUUGAACUUGCACCCUUUAAUCGACACAAUAAAAUUGAUUUUCAAACACAUAUAAAGAGAUCUUUAGACAAUGACUUUAGUGUUCUAGUAUCCAUCAGUCCACAUCUAUGGUCUUCUGCCAUCUUAUUUUUACUUCUCAAUAGACAUGGGUGGUUCAUCUUCUCUUUGGUGCCAUUUUUUCCAUUGAUUAUUCUUCUGAUAAUGGGAACAAAGAUGAAAGUCAUAAUAACAAAAAUGGCGUUAGAUAGCCAAGAUAGAAAUCCUAUUGAGCAAGAAGCUCCAGUGGUGAAGCCCAAUAAUCAACUGUUCUGGUUUGGUAAACCUCGGUUGAUUCUCCAUCUCAUUCAUUUUACCCUAUUUCAGAACGCUUUCCAAAUGGCUUUCUUUUUUUGGACAUGGUACGAGUAUGGUCUGAAAUCCUGCUUCCAUAAACGGGAUCAAGAUAUUGUAGUCAGAAUAAGCUUGGGGAUUGGAGUUCAGAUGUUGUGUAGCUAUGUAACUCUCCCUCUCUACGCACUUAUCACACAGCUUGGGGCAAACAUGGAGGGAGAAAAAGGGCAGGAAGAUCAAUCAAGCAGACAACCUAAUCCAACUGAAGGAUCUUCUCCCCAACAUCACCACAAUCCCAAUGACAGUUCAAAGGAAAAGAUAGAAGGCAUUAUCCCUACUUCACAUGAAGACACACAAGAUGUUGAAACAAAGGAGUCUGUAAAGGAAAUAAUAGAAGGGAUUAUCCCUAAUUCACAUGGAAACAAACAACAUAUUGAAACAAAAGAGUCUAUAAAGUAAAAUAUAGAAGGCAUCAUCCCUACUUCACAUGGAGACUCAUCCAAGCAAGGAGGACACAAUCUGUGAUGCAGGAGCAUCUUGCAGGAGACAUAGUGACGAGCAAUUAAUGGAUGACGACUUCCUUAAUAUAGUGUGAAUAGUUUCAUAAUAAUUGGCAGCUACUAAUGUGACAGUUUUUUUUGUAGUGCGUAUAUUUGUGUAAGAGUUGUUUGUAGUAAAAACUGUGAAGCUCGUAAUGACAUGUCAGGCAUCUCAGUCUAUUGUUCCUGAGUUAUUAUUGUUAUGUUGAGCAGAAAUUUCAUACGAUAGAGGACCUAUGACUCUUUAAGAUUGUAUAGCCGUGUGUUGAGAAAUUUCUGAUGUAUAUAUAUACUUCAACCUGAUUAUGCUAUAGGUUAUUUAAGUUCCACGUUUUGUGUUAAUUGCCUCAUCUAUUCAAAGAUGUAGAUAAGUUAUGUUAAUGGAAAACGUAGGAGAAUUGUGCUUGAUGUUUAUUUUGCCGUUUAAAAUUGAAUGGUCUGUGAGAAGAGGUUACCUGCUGAAAGUACACCAUCCAGGACUGCAUCAAUCUGUGACCACA